UGUACAACCAGAAUAAGCAAACAGUUUCAGUUUCUCAUUGUUAGUUUUUCUGUAUUUUAUUAUUACUUAUAAAAAUAUUAUGUAAAAUAUAUAUUGAAAUUAUAUCGGGGCACCAUGAUCAUCGGUUGGUGCUUCAUCUGCAUAUUUGCAGUGCUGAUAAACAAAGUGUGUCUGCAGGUCACAGUAGUGGGUUUUACUGGCGGUUCUGUUGUCCUCCCGUGUUGUUCAACUGAACAUAAUUUUAAACUUCAAGACAUUAAUGUGCUUUGGAGAGACAAACACAGUGAGAGUAUUUGUAAUGUAGUUAAAGGGGAAGAUUCAGUAGAGCGACAGGGCCUACGGUACAAGAACAGAACAGAAACUUUUCCUGAGGAGUAUUUGAGAGGAAACUUUUCCAUCAAACUCAAAAAUCUGACUCACACUGAUGCAGGAGAUUUCAAUUGUUUCAUCACACACUCACAUGAACUUCGUACUGUACAGCUGAUCAUAAAUGAAACAGCAGGAAAAAGAAACCAAUCCAGUGAACAAGAAAACCAAGGACCAGAAACACAAUCAGACUGGACGAUCUUGAUCUGUGUUUUUACAGUAUUAAUUGUAAUCAUUGUCGUGGCCGGUAUCGUGGCCAGUUUCAUGUGUCUCAGGAAAAAAAGGUUUUCGGCUGACUAUAUAGGAGCAACAAUGGCAAGCUGAACGUUUGAACAGACUCACUUUCUCUCAUUUUAUGACUACAGUACAUUUGAAGUGGAUCAAAACAUUUCAUCAAAGUGGUCCUAAAACCAAAACAAUACCCGUUCUUGUCUUAGGACAACUUUGAUAAACUUUUUUGUUUGGCUUCAAAUGUUGACUACUGUAUACUGCAAGGUAAAUGUUACUUUUAGCAGAAUUUGUACAGCUUUAAUUGUUUCUUAAUUAAAUACUGUGUAAAAUACUGUUAAGGCCUAUUGCACCUUAAGUGUCAGUGGCAUCUGAGCAAAGCAUUUUUUUUUUCAGGCACCCAUGUUAACAAAUAGGAGUGUUGAGUUUAGAAGCUUGAAUGCCAUGUCAUGAUUAACCCUUUAGCGUAGUAAAAUUUGCCUAAACGCAGUGUACUGCAGGCGGUACAGUGGAAUGCUAGCAGGUUAAUUGUAUUUUCUGCUGCAACUCAUGCCGCUCUCAUGAGUGCAGUGGGAAACAAGUAUUACUCUGUUUUGUGCUGUUAUACUCUUGUUGACAGAAAACAAUGAGGGUUCCCAUGGGUCCUUGAAAUCCUUGAAAGUUUGUGAAUCUGGAAAAAAAAAAUCAAGGCCCUGGAAAGUUUUUGAAAAUAGACAUACAUAGAUACUAUUCUUUGAAAGUGCUUGAAUUAAAAAAAAAAAUCCAUAUUA
Molecule: messenger RNA, 1364 nt
Organism: Labeo rohita (rohu)
Lineage: Eukaryota; Metazoa; Chordata; Actinopteri; Cypriniformes; Cyprinidae
Product: V-set domain-containing T-cell activation inhibitor 1-like
Exons: 4
Coding region: 115-690 (191 amino acids)
Biological process (GO): immune response; positive regulation of T cell proliferation; cell surface receptor signaling pathway
Cellular component (GO): external side of plasma membrane
Source: RefSeq, a predicted model, not a curated record